AUGCCGGCACGCUUCGGCCUCCUGCAGAGUAAUUCCGGCUUAUUUGUCACCGGAUGGCAGUCAGCUAUAGGUAACACCGGUCGACAUGGCUAUGGGCGAGUGCACGCCGAACGACCAAACAAGGUGCAGGUCCAAGCAAUCUCCUUCGCGAGUCCGACCCCCGUCGCUCCCAGGGCGAAGCGGAAGAAUCAGAUCCCGACAACGUACUCAGAGUGA
Molecule: messenger RNA, 216 nt
Organism: Cyphellophora attinorum
Lineage: Eukaryota; Fungi; Ascomycota; Eurotiomycetes; Chaetothyriales; Cyphellophoraceae
Exons: 2
Coding region: 1-216 (71 amino acids)
Source: RefSeq, a predicted model, not a curated record